Sphaeramia orbicularis (orbiculate cardinalfish) is the source of this 5623-nucleotide messenger RNA. It is a transcript of the gene tnks1bp1, whose product is annotated as tankyrase 1 binding protein 1. The record is from RefSeq and is a predicted model, not a curated record. The transcript is spliced from 10 exons. Lineage: Eukaryota; Metazoa; Chordata; Actinopteri; Kurtiformes; Apogonidae. The coding region runs from base 161 to 4723 and encodes 1520 amino acids.
GUCUUAUUAGUGUGAAUGACUUGAAAAAAACAAGUGACAACAGCUCAGCAGGAGAGACGAUCGCGGAAAACCGAGGAGCUUUUUCUUGCUUUUGUAACUUCUUCCCUCUUCCUUCCGCCCUCCACCUGUAUGACUGCGUAAAGGCAAAAGCAACUCAGUUAUGGAGAGUUCCAUUGAGGCCUCGCAGAUCGGAGACCCCUCAAAACCCAAGCCUACCCUGGCCCCCAAACCUCGGCUCACUCCCAAGCCCUUCUCCCUGCAGAAUAAAACCACCUUUCGCUCCAUAACUGCUCCAAAGACCACCACCACAACCGUCAAGCCAACAACACACCAGACCGGAAAAUCGGAAGAUACAGGCGUCCCCAAAACCACUCUGACCCCACCAGCUCUGAAAGCUCCUCCACAAAGCACAACGCCUGAAUCCAAACCCAGACCUGUGAGUGAGCUCACCAAAGAUGAACCAAAAGCUGCCAAAGAAAAUAAAACAAGCCCACAUGUAGAGGAUGUUCCUGACUCAACUGAAGUUCCUGUAAAAUCAAAGAAACCACCACCAUCUGCUGCACCCAAGACAUCCCAAUCUGAGCCAACGCAGAAAGAAAACGUCAUUCAGACCAACCAUAAAGCAUCCACAGACGCUGUUAGUGGAGUAAAUAAAGACGUAACAAAGACAGGAGAUGAAACUCAGGGUUCUGGGAUCAAAACGGAUGAAGAAUCAGGUUUUUCUGAUCCAAAAUACACAUGGGGUGGAACCAGGAAGCGCCUUUCCACAAAGCUAACAUCUAAGUUUGAGUCAGGUGGUGUACCCCUGCCCCCACAGCCCACCCAGCCCACCCAGCCCACCGUAACCCCCUCCCCAAGCACCACAAAAGAAGAUGCAAACAAAUCAGCGCCUUCCAAACCAAGCCAGAUGACCUUAGAGCCACCACAGAAAGAGAACGACGACAGCGGACUAAACGAAGAGCAGAGCGGAGGAGGCAGCAUCAAACGGAGGAUCAGUCUUCUGUUUGACGCAUCCAAACCUGAGGUCAGUACUAAGAGGGAGGAGCCAGAAGUGAUCGGACAGAUGAACAGCACAGGGGGGGUAAAAGAGCGGAUUAAGAACUGGGCUGUGGAGGCGAAUGCAGAGACUCAGAGGACUGAGAAGAAGCCCCAGGUAGCUCCCAGACCUCGCUCCAAGAGCUUUGAGCCCAUAACUGCUCCAACAGUAGAGAAACCAUCCAAGCCGCCACCUGUUGAACUUCCUGCAGCAGAAGCUCCGUCCAGUCAGGCUCCAGAUCAACCAUCAAAGGUUUCUACAACUGAAGAACCUGCAGAAAAACUGCUGGAGGAAUCUAAAGAUGCUCCUCCUAAAGAGAAGGUGUUGGAAAGUGCACUCAAGACAUCAGGACAAGAGGAGCACAAUGAACCAGCAGCCCAGACUGAGGGAGAAUCUGAUGGUGUGGAUUGUCCUCUAAGAAGGGACAGCGUCAAACGUCGCUCUGUUCACUUCGGCGUUGUGGAGAGAGAUGAUGGCGGACCUCCAGAGAUCCUGGGUUCAGCAUCCGAAUCCAGUGCAGAGGAAGAAGAGGCCUCUGAGGAUGAAGCUGAGGAGGACGUCAAGGGGUCAGUCCCCGUCUACAGAGGAGUGGGAAUCCUUCAGAGUAAAGAUGAUGACAAGCAAAAAGAAGAACAGGAACGACUGAAACAUUUGGAAUUUGAAAGGAAACGGAAAGCAGAGGAGAAUGAAAAGGCGAGACUUGAGUUAGAGGAGGAGCUGAAACGAAAAGAAGAAAGGGAAAGAGAAAGGGUGAGGAAGAUGGAGGAGGAGAGGGAAAGGGUGAGGAAGAUGGAGGAGGAGAGGGAAAGAGUGAGGAAAAUGGAGGAGGAGAGGGAAAGGGUGAGGAAGAUGGAGGAGGAGAAGGAAAGGGUGAGGAAGAUGGAGGAGGAGAAGGAAAGGGUGAGGAAGAUAGAGGAGGAGAAGGAAAGAGAGAGGUUGAAGGAGGAGGAAAUGGAAAGACUUAGGAAGGAGGAAUGGGAGAGAAAAAGGUUGGAGGAAGAGGAGGAGAGGGAAAGGAAGAGAAAAGAGGAGAUGGAGAGAGAAAGACAGAUAGAGCUGAUGUGGCAGAGACAGAAAGAGGAGGAUAGAGAAAGGGCAAAACAAAAAGAAGAGCGACUCAGGCAAGAUCAAGAAGAAAGGGAAAAAGAAAGACUGAGUGAGGAAAAAGAAAGAAAGAGGUUGAGAGAGGAGGAAAGAGUGACUCAUGUCCAUGAAGAUCACAGGCGUAAACUGACAGAAGAAGACAUUCAUGAAGAGAAACAGAGAGAGGAAGAAUGGGAAAAGGAAUGGGUGAAUAAGACAGAGAGCACGAAAGACGGAGAUGAAGAAAAGAAAAGGAGAGAGCAAGAGGUAGAGGAAGAAAUGGAACGGUGUAGGAAGGAGGAAUGGGAGAGAAAAAGGUUGGAGGAAGAGGAGGAGAGGGAAAGGAAGAGAAAAGAAGAGAUGGAGAGAGAAAGACAGAUGGAGUUGAUGUGGCAGAGACAGAAAGAGGAGGAAAGAGAGGAGGCACGGCAGAAAGAGGAGAGACUUAGACAAGAGGAGAUGGAGAGAGAAAAACUAAGAAAGGAGGCAGAAGAGAGGGAGAGGGAGCUGCAAAGGAGGCUGGAAGAGGAGAAGAGGCUUAGAGAAAAAGAAAGAGAAGAGGAGGAGAGGAGAAUGGAAGAGGAAAGGAGGAGACAGAUAGAGAAAGAAAGAGUUGAAGAGCAAGAGAGAAAAAUGCAGGAGGAACUAGAAAGAAAGAAAGUUAAAGAACUGGAAGAACAACUAAAAAUGGAGAGGGAGAGGGAGCUGCAGAGGCUGGAAGAGGAGAAGAGGAUUAGAGAAAAAGAAAGAGAGGAGGAGGAGAGGGAAAGGAAGAGAAAAGAAGAGAUGGAGAGAGAAAGGCAGAUGGAGUUGAUGUGGCAGAGACAGAAAGAGGAGGAAAGAGAGAAGGCACAGCAGAAAGAGGAGAGACUUAGACAAGAGGAGAUGGAGAGAGAAAAACUAAGAAAGGAGGCAGAAGAGAGGGAGAGGGAGCUGCAAAGGAGGCUGGAAGAGGAGAAGAGGAUUAGAGAAAAAGAAAGAGAGGAGGAGGAGAGGAGAAUGGAAGAGGAAAGGAGGAGACAGAUAGAGAAAGAAAGGGUUGAAGAGCAAGAGAGAAAAAUGCAGGAGGAACUAGAAAGAAAGAAAGUUAAAGAACUGGAAGAGCAACUAAAAAUGGAGGAAGACAGAGAAAAAGAAUGUAGAGGGAGAAACUUGCAAAAGGAGCUAAACAUUGAAAAAGAGAAAGAGACAGCAGUGGAUGAAGCAAAUUUAAUCAGCUUCAAAUCAGAAGAUUUACCUCAGACGGCAAAUUCCCCCACAGCUCAACCCUACGAGCCCAUAGCGAGCAAAGGGCUGAUUGAUGUUGACUUUGAUGACUUUUCUGUAAAGAAGCCUCUGAUUGAGGUCGAUUUUGACGAUUUUUCAGUCAAACCAAUGAGAUGGGGCUCAAAGGUGAAAGCAGAAACUAGUCCAGUCCAAAGCUGGGCAGAUGAAACAGUGGAUAAAGAGGCAGAUCUGUUAGUGCCACAAAAGAUGGAACUGUUGGUACCACAACAGAUGGAGACGUUGGUCCCUCAAAAGAUGGAAAUGUUGGUGCCCCAAAAGGUGGAGACGUUGGUGCCAGUGGAUGUCAGCCACCAGGAAGUAAAAGCAGCAGAUGAGGUACCAGAUAAUUCAGAGUUCAGUUCAGAGCCUAUAUCACUCCUGGAGAACCCUGUGGAGGAGAAGCUGGAGGAGGGAGAGCUUAUCUCUAUGGAGGUGGAGGAAAAGGGAGAAGACGAGGAGGUGGAGGUAGAGGUGGAGGUGGAGGAAAACGUACCAGCAGAGGAGGAAAAGAAGAUGGAGAAGGAAGAGGAAGAGGUGCACAACACACAAGAAGAUGAAGGUGAAGGAGACAUCAUGCAAAAGGCACAAGUUAACAGUUAUGGUUCAGGCGGUGAAGACAGAGACACUGAUGUUUUGAUAGACCGUGAGCCAGACCAGCAGUAUGGAGCCAGCGAACAGACAUCUGAAACUGACAGUGCAAUGCCUGUCCCUGAGCAACCACCUGAAGCCCCUUGUGACGAUACUGAUAACACCGAUUUUCACAAAGAAGCAGAAUUGGUUGCAUUUCCAGAGAGCACUGCCCCUCUUCUUGACACCAGCGCACAGAGAUCGAAGGCCGAUUUGGGUAGGAGGCGAAGUCGAUCGCGUCCAUCUCGCUCUCUCCGUAUUGCAGUGCCUCAGACAGAGAAGAAGGACUGGAGGGUUUGUGACUCCACAGAGGCAAAAGAAAUAUUAUCCAAGGAAAAGGAGUUGGAGUCUGAUGAGGAGCAGCCGAAAGCGAAGAUGGUCUGUUCUCCUCCUACCUCCCAAAGAGUAUCCGUGUUUCCUGGUUUAAACCCUGCUGCUUUAAUUGCUCAGAUAAAAAAACGAACAGGUGGUGAAAAAGAGGGUGAAGUACCAGCAGAAGAGAAGGGAAGAGAGGAGAAAGAAAGUCCAAAUGAGGAGGUGGUAUCUCCAUCCCAACACCUCCGCACUCCUCGCUCUCCUGCUCAUCUGGCAGGGGCUGCGCUAGUGCUGCCACCCUUAGGCGGCUCAGGCGGAGGUGCUGCCUCCUCUCCUGCUUGGCUGAAAGAACUCAAGUCUAAAAAGCGACUAAGUCAAUACGAAAGCGAGGGUUAGCUGCACACAGGAGACACUGCUCUUGCUGCAAGUAUCAGCUCAAAUCAGCUUCUGCUGCUGAGAGACAUUGUGCGAUGAUUGGACUUUGUGUGCCUUAUUUUACACUUUUACUGAGAUAUGCAGGAGGGAGAUUCAGACUUAUAAUGAAUAUUGACACCACUGAGAACUUUUCAUCUUCUAAAUGAAGCACAGUGCCAAGGCUACGUGCCAAGACUGUGAUGUGUUCAUGCCAGGUACGUGUAAUAUAUGAUGUUGUAUAAAGGCCUAAUGGAGCUUGACUGCACCAGUGUAAUUUAGAACAAAGCUGUGGAUUGUCAGACUGUUUCAUGCUUUGUUUUUGGGUGUAUACUGACAGGGACUGAUGACACUAGGACAACAGCGAGGUAUUUACUGUCUCAUACACUCAAACGUACAGUAUGUACAGGAAAAACACAAUAUAAAUGAUUGCACCUUGUGUGUUUUACGUUUAAUUUGUACAUAAUGCCUUUUACGUUGUUACCAAUCACAAAUCGUCUCAUGUAAACCUACCUUGCACUUUAAAAAAAAAAAAAAAUAAUAAUUACCGUCCAUUAAGUACAAAUAAAAAUAAAGUAAAAAAAAAAGACCUAAAUCUAGUGAGAUGGGAAAGGGAACAAUUGUCUUGCCUUAGAUUUCUGUCCUCCCUGUAAAGUAAGUUGCCUUAAUACCUUUACCAUGCACUCCUUGAUUGUAUUUUAAUGCUUGACAAGUGGUCAGAAUGUCAAAUUGGAUGAAAAUUUAGGGAUGUCGGGAUGCUGUAAUGUAUUCAUGCAGUGUGUUUGUACUCUUUUAUGUGCUUUUUUAAUGUAAUCAUGUAUGAUCAGCGUAUCUUAUAUAUGAUAAGAGGAAACUGAGGGAAUUUUAUUAAAAUCUUUUCUAUGA